UGGUAGUUUGAACUUGACUCUUGCUUCGGGUAGGCGGUAGUAGAAUUUCCUCUGCAUCGUGCAUAGUUUAGUUCUUAGUAUGAUGUAAAUUGUUCCGUGUCCUUCACAUUUCGAAGUACAUUAGACAACUACAGUGUAACAUCAACGAGACUGAUUUACAUUAUUCGUGUUUUUGUGAUAGCAGAAAUUUUGCUGCCAGUGAAGGUUUUAGUGUAUUUUAUUCUUUUCUUGAAAGAACGAUUUGAGUAAAUCCAGAAUGGCAUUGAAGUAAAACCAUUUUUAAUCGAAUUGUGAUGGUAUAUCUUGUACGAGAAAGGACAGUGUGACAAGAGAAAAUAUUAGCACUGAAAAGGCAAUAAGAAAACGUUCAGCCCGCGGGGAAGAAUUUAGGUUUCCGAAAAUCUUGAACAAUGCCUGAUGUUUCUUUUGACAGCAAAGCUAGAAUACAUAUAUUAGAAUCAUUUUGAGUUUCAUCCUUCGUUGCUUGUACUCGAAGUAAUAUGGCGGAAAGUGUUUCCCAUGAAAAAAACGAGCAGUAUGAGAAACUCAGAACAUCCCUGCCGGUUCCUAUGUUUUCACGCAGUGACUUCAACAUCUGGUCAGUGUUGAAGAAUUGCAUCGGUAAGGAACUGAGUAAAAUCACCAUGCCAGUCGUUUUCAACGAACCGUUGAGUUUUCUCCAACGGAUGACCGAGUAUAUGGAGUAUGCGAAGCUGCUACGGAUAGCAUCGGAACAGCCAGAUCCCAUCGAGCGGUUGAAGUAUGUGUCGGCAUUUGCCGUGUCGGCGUUGGCAUCCAACUGGGAACGGCUUGGCAAACCGUUCAAUCCGCUGCUGGGCGAAACCUACGAACUCAACCGGCCCGAGUUUCGAAUCAUCUGCGAACAGGUUUCCCAUCAUCCACCGAUUUCGGCAUUCCAUGCGGACGCUGAAAGUUUUACAUUUCACGGAUCCAUUCAUCCGAAGCUGAAAUUCUGGGGGAAAAGUGUGGAAAUACAACCGAAGGGAACCGUUACGGUGGAAUUUCCCAAGCUGGGUGAGGCUUAUUCCUGGAAUAAUGUGCACUGCUGCGUGCACAACAUCAUCGUAGGGAAACUGUGGAUCGAGCAGUACGGAAUGAUGGACGUCGUCAGCCACAAGCAUGGUCUGAAGGCAUCGCUUAACUUCAAGACUGCCGGUGUGGGCAAUAAGGAUUUGCAUCGCGUCGAAGGUCACAUAUCCGAUCGGAAUAAGCGGAAAAUUCACUUCCUGUACGGUAAGUGGACCGAGUUUAUCAAAUGUACGGACUAUUCUUCGUAUGAGGAGUACUGCAAGGAGAAUGGGUACAAGUUCAAACGAGGGGACAAGAGUCCUAACGAAUCACCCGGAACGACGCCACGCAAAGUGCUUUCCAAACUGAACAGUCUCAAAAUGAGUUCAUUCAGAAGUCUGUCGAUAUCAGAGCCGGAAGAUCCACCGGAGCCGGCCGAGGGAGACAUUCCGAAAAGUGAUUCGACCUACUCGAUAGACAUCCCGAAUUCGGUCACGCUCUGGCAGGCGGAGGCACGUCCUCGCAACACGGCAGAGUUCUAUCAGUUUACCAACUUUGCCAUGUCGUUGAACCAGAUGGAGGACCACAUGAAGCGGAGGAUCUGUCCGACGGAUUCGCGACUGCGGCCCGACAUUCGCAAGCUGGAACAGGGUGAUCUGGAUGGGGCAGCGGCGGAAAAGACGAGACUCGAAGAGAAGCAACGAGAGAACCGGAAGAAGUGUAAAAAGGCUGACGAAACUCUUUUCCCGAGAUGGUUCAAACUAACGAUAAAUUCUCACACUAAUCAGGAGGAUUGGAUCUACCAAGGCGGCUACUGGGAGCGCACGGACGAUUCGAUGGAGCUGGAUAUUUUUUAACUUGGGAAUCCCGAGAAUCAUCCCCCCAGCAUAAUCACAGCAGAGUGAGCAGUAAAAAUUUACCAAUCGCAUUCACAUUACGAAUACCAAUAAUAAUGAAAACAAGAAACAGUUACUUGUAUAUCUGUGCAUAUUUCAAUCUAACCAGUAGACGUUAUCAAAGUAAUAGAAUUACGGCAGACUUCCAUUUAGGUCGAAAUAUACAAAACGACAAACGUUCUGCAAUAGAAAAAAACAGUUUUACAAUACCCCAGAACAUGGUUUGGUACGGUUUCGGUAAAAUUUAAUAAACAGCAAUUUUAACCUACGUAAACAUGUUUUCCAACAAGUUCAAUGCAAUAUUUAGCUAAAUCAGAUCAACCCUCUUUUCUUUUGAGAUAUAUAUUAGUUUCAUGUUUACCGCAACCAAAUCUGAAUAUACAAUUUUUUCUGUUACUGUAAAGAUCAUUUACAAAAACUCCAAAAGACGCGUGUCUUUCCAUUUCUAUAUUCACCUUGGUGCAUAAACAAACAUGAACAAGCGAUUGGGUGAACAUCUAUUUUGUAGCUUCUUAUUUUACAAGAAGCCAAUAGCGAUAAAAGUGAUCAACGGUCUUUUGAAAGUUAGAGGCACACACACACAGAUUUCAUCGAGUGAGUAAGUGCCAAAAACAAUACAACUUGGCUUGAACUCUUAUACAAUUAGACAAACACGUUAUGAAUGUACAAUAAUUAAAUUGUGAAGAUAAAUGUUUUAGAAUGACCAAACAAAACAAAAAAAAAUAACAAUAGUUGAACGAGUUGUUAGCUUGUUGAUUGUUUAUUUUUGAACAAAAAAAGGGCAAUAAAUCUGCACAUCUUUAAAGAGUGCAGUUUUGAAACAUUGUAAAUGAACUUGGGAUAAAGGAAUGAAUAAAUAAACAGACGAAACAGUAUUCAGUAUUUGAAAGCAUUGAGAAUAGUGACCUAUUCCAAUACCGACACACACACAUAAUAAUUUGACAAUAUCUCAUUUAGAAUCAUUUAGAGAAGCUUAAAAUAUUAGCAGUUUAGAUGAUCUGAUAGUAACACGUAAGUAAGAGCAGAAUUAAUUAGCUUAUCAAAAUGCCAAUUGAAAGCAUGGGGUACCAGAUGAAACAAAAUCCAGCAAUCAACGAAAAUUUUAACUCCUUUUCCAAUUAGUUUUGCAAACACUAACAAACACAAAAAUGCUUUCCUCAAUAGCAAAAAUUAUUUUCACUUCAUUUCCUACUGACACACCUUAACAUUCCUCGAACGAGCAUUCAGUACACGUCAUCAAAUCAGAACGGAAAAAAGAUAUGAAUUUCACACGCUAAUGGAAGCAUGAAAAAAAACUAUCAGACACUUUGCUUUAAUGUCAAUUAUUGUAUACAAUACUUUUGAUAUUGACACGGCUUUUUAAUAUAUAUCUAGUGGGAAUCCCGCCUUCGAAUCAUCUCAUUCAAUUGCUCAUUCAUCUCAUUGUAAGGAGACAGAAGCGUCACCUAUAGUGGAUGUGCUUCUUUAUGGUAGAAAGUGUAGAGAACUCGAGUUCAUCAUCAUCAGUACUAAACAUUGUUCGAUUUCGAAUAAUGGCAUCGACUAAGCAAAAACUAAACAAAAUGAAACACGUGAGUGGUGCAUAUUGUUCAAUAGUGUUGAUUGAAACAUUAAUAAUAGACAAAAAUCGAAUCUAUAUUGAAAUUAAGCGUUAGAAAAUUAUAUAUAUUUGGGAUGUCAGUAUAAUAUCCGCUAGAUGUGAAAUAAAUGAUUGAGUAAAAUCAAA
This is a messenger RNA of Malaya genurostris, 3651 nucleotides long. Its product is annotated as oxysterol-binding protein-related protein 2. The transcript has 8 exons. Gene Ontology annotation, molecular function: sterol binding. The record is from RefSeq and is a predicted model, not a curated record. The coding region runs from base 501 to 1886 and encodes 461 amino acids. Gene Ontology annotation, cellular component: cytosol; membrane; intracellular membrane-bounded organelle. NCBI's taxonomy places the organism in Eukaryota, Metazoa, Arthropoda, Insecta, Diptera, Culicidae.